Ilex paraguariensis (yerba mate) is the source of this 2382-nucleotide messenger RNA. NCBI's taxonomy places the organism in Eukaryota, Viridiplantae, Streptophyta, Magnoliopsida, Aquifoliales, Aquifoliaceae. The record is from the annotation of a GenBank genome assembly.
AUGGCUCUCCUGGAAACAGGAAGAGGCGAGGAAGAAAAGUUAAGAACCAAGGAACUAGUGAUAGUCAUUUCUGAUACUGAAGAAGCUUCAGACAUGAACAAGCAAAGUGAAUAUUCUAAAGGUUUUGCACCCUUCGAAUCAGGUUUGUACUCUUUUUCGGAAAAUCUCCGAGGACAAUCCCCAAAUGGUGGAUCAACAGAGCUGCAAAAUCUACAAAUUCCUCCACCAGAGAUAACCCUGAAUAACACUCCGAAAGUCGCAUAUGGAACAACAGCGGUUCAACGAAGAUCAAAGCCACGUCCUGCGUAUUUCAAGCCUAAAUCAAGAUUAGUUGAGCCACCAUAUCCUAGUGGUUCGAAGGUGGUUGAAGAGGGUACCCAAAUGGUGCCUGUUACUUCAUCUUACAGGAAAUCGCCUAAAAUGGCUUCACCCGCCAACAGAAGCACUGCUAGUACUCCUAAAGAAUAUGCAAAAACAGGCCCAGUUACACCCAAAACGACAGCUCCAGUCACCCCAAGAACUCCAUUGAUGGUGUCGCCCGGAGGAGAAGAUGAUGAGGAUGAGGCUGAGGAUGAGGAUGAUGAUGACCAGGUGUACAAGACUGCAAAUAUUAAACAAUAUGAAGGAAAAAGGGGUAAGAAAGUGAAAAUGAUGAUAUUAUUUGAGUGGAUUGUGUUGAUAUGCAUGAAGGUUUUUCUGAUUACUAGCUUGACUAUACCCCGAUUGAGGAAUCUUAGGCUUUGGAGCUUAGAAAUUUGGAAAUGGUGUGUAUUGGUAGUGGUCAUCUUUUGUGGUCGGUUGUUUACUGAGUGGUUUAUUAAUCUUCUAGUUUUCUUGAUUGAAAAGAACUUUUUGCUCAAGAAGAAGGUCCUCUAUUUUGUUUAUGGUUUGAAAUGGAGUGUUCGGGUUUUCAUUUGGUUGGGAUUGGUUCUUCUGGCAUGGGGUCUGUUAAUCAACCGAGGGGUCAAGAGAUCAAAAGAAACUACCAAGGUCUUGAAUUAUAUUACAAGAGCUCUUGCAUCUAGUCUUAUUGGGGCUGCUAUGUGGAUGGUGAAGACUUUACUGGUGAAGCUCUUGGCUUCUUCUUUUCAUGUCAAAACAUUCUUUGACAGGAUUCAAGAAUCCAUAUUUCAUCAAUAUGUUCUUCGGACCCUUUCGGGGCCUCCAUUGAUGGAAGAUGCAGAAAAGAGUAGUUCCUGGAAAAGUGGUCAGUUGAGCUUUAAAAAUCCUAUGGGAGGAAAACAGGAGAAGGAAGAGGUGAUUGAUGUGGAUAAGCUUCACAAGAUGAAGCCAGAAAAGGUGUCUGCUUGGACCAUGGGAGGGUUAAUAAAAGUAAUAGGGUCUUCAGGGUUGUUUACGAUUUCUGAGGCAUUGGAAGAAAUUGUGGAUGAUGAGGGCGUUGAGGAAAAAGAGAUUACUAGUGAGUUGGAAGCAAAGGCUGCUGCUCGUUUCAUAUUCAGAAAUGUAGCAAAGCGUGGCAACAAUAGGUUUAUUGAUGAGGAUGACCUUUUGCGUUUCAUGACGUCCGAGGAGGUGGAUAAUGUGCUUCCAUUGCUUGAGGGAUCUGUUGAAACAGGACAGAUCAAGAAAUCAUCUUUAAGGAAUUGGGUGGUGAAGGCCUACAAUGAACGCAAAUAUCUGGCACAUUCUUUGAAUGACGCCAAAACAGCCAUAGAAGAUUUGAACAAGAUUGCUUCAGGGAUCGUAUUUAUUUUGAUCAUCUUUGUUUGGUUACUUUUGAUGGGAAUUGCAACAACCAAUGUGUUGAUUUUCAUUUCAUCUCAGCUUUUACUGUGGGUAUUUAUGUUUGGCAACACCCUUAAGACAGUAUUUGAGGCCAUUGUAUUUGUAUUUGUGAUGCACCCGUUUGAUGUAGGGGAUCGAUGCGUCAUUGACGGAGUACAGAUGGUCGUUGAUGAGGUGAACAUUUUGACAACAAUCUUUCUGAGAUAUGACAAUGAAAAAAUAUACUAUCCAAAUGCAGUUUUGGCUACUAGACCGAUCAGCAAUUUCAACCGAAGUCCAGAGAUGAGUGAUUCUGUGGAGUUUGCUGUUGAUGUUUCCACUUCCAUUGAGAGCAUUGUAGCUCUAAAAGCUAAAAUAAAAGCGUACUUGGAGAGCAAACCUCAGCAUUGGCGUUCUGGCCAUAGUGUGCAGGUUACAGAAAUAGAGGAUGUGAACAAGAUGAAAAUGGGGCUCUAUGUCACCCACACCACAAACUUUCAGAACUAUGGAGAAAAGAGCAAUCGCAAAUCUGAUCUAGUCUUGGAGCUGAAGAAAAUUUUCGAAGAGCUUGGUAUUAAAUAUCAUCUUCUCCCUCAAGAAGUUCAUGUCACUUACGUUGGUUCUGCACCCCCGACAAAUACAACUGUUACGCGGUGA